AUCUUCAGUUAGUCUUAGUCUGUGGUGUGUUUUUAUGUCAAUUGAUUCUGUCAUGUUAUUAUAAUUUUACUCAUUCUUCCUUUCCUAAUCGUAGUUUCUGUGUAAUUUUUCUAAUCUUUAAAAUAAUAACUUUAGGCUUUUAACCGUUGUGUUGUUCGUUGAGUUUUCAUAAUGGUUAAUGAUGAAAUAGUACUGAAGCAGUACUUAUCUAAGUACAAACAUCGUGAUUACACCUCGAAGGAAGUGAUGAAUUUGAUUCAAGUGUACAAGAGUUUGGCUUAUCGUUUGGAAGCUUUUGUGUUCAACAAUGGAGUUCGGAAAGAUUUGCUCCACCUUGAAGGAACGAUCCCAGUUAAUUACAAAGGAGUUUUUUAUAAUAUCCCCGUCUGUAUCUGGCUCAUGGAUACUCAUCCACAGAACGCCCCUUUGUGUUUCGUUAAACCUACACCAGAUAUGUCGAUCAAAGUUUCGAAGUACGUAGAUAGUAAUGGGAAGGUGUAUUUACCAUAUUUGCACGAAUGGAAUUCCAAUGGCUCUACACUGCAGAAACUUAUUCUUUGCAUGAUAACUGCGUUUGGAGAAAUACCACCAGUGUAUUCGAAGCCGCGAAAUGAAAGUAGACCGCCAUAUCCCGUGAGUUCGUUUAUGCCACAGCCUUCUGGUUAUCCAUAUCCUCAAGUGUCUCAACCAGGAUAUCCCAAUUUUGCAUCAUUUCCAACUCCCUCAAAUGUACCGUACCCUAGCUUUGGCGCACCCUAUCCUGGUUCUGUUAGCACCAAUGGUACUCCAUAUCCUCUUCCAGGUCCCACUACAUCACCAGGCCCUCCAAAUUUUAAUCGACCUGCAGAACAAAAUGUAUCUGGUGGCACAAUAACUGAAGAACAUAUUAAAGCUUCUCUGCUAUCAGCUGUCAUAGACAAGAUGAGGAGGCGACUCAAUGAACAGUCUCAGCAAUCGCAAGCGGAACUAGAAACGUUGCGUCGGACACAGCAGGAACUCAGGGAUGGCAAAUCAAGACUUGAAGAUAUUUUGGCAAGGCUGGAUAGGGAAAGAUCUGAGUUAGAUAAAAAUGUAAUUAUUCUGCAAGAAAAGGAGAAAGAACUUCAAGCUUCAGUAGAACGUUUGGCAGAACAAGAAGGAAUAGAUGUAGAUGAGGCAGUUGUAACUACUGCACCAUUGUACUCUCAACUACUAAAUGCUUUUGCUGAAGAAGCAACAUUGGAAGAUGCUAUAUAUUACAUGGGUGAAGCUCUACGUAAAGAAGUUAUUGAUCUAGAUACAUUUUUAAAACAAGUGCGUACACUGGCUCGCAAGCAGUUCACUCUGCGUGCUUUGAUGCACAAAUGCAGGCAGAAAGCUCAGCUGGCAUGCUAGUAAUCCAGCAACUGUGGCAAACAUAAAUGGAAAAAGAUGUUUAAAACUGGGAUAUUUAAAUAUUAAUUUUCCUUGUCAUAAAGAGUGACACUUUAAUUUGAGUCUUGCUUUUCUUUAGCUGUUCUCAUUGGUUUAAAUGAUUUAAUCAACAAUAGACAUUUUAAUAAUACACCUUGUAUAUGUUAUACUUUAGUCUAUCUGUCCUAUAUUAAAUGCAUGUGGGCAGAGCUUAUUUAUUAAUGAAUAAUGAUGUAUUUAAAACCUUAUCUGAGAAUAUGUGUUGUGUCAGAUUUUUUUAUGUAGCGAUUUUUUUAAAUAAUAUGUAUAAAUACCCUCACAAUCACUAUGAUGAUUAAAUUUAUAAUUUUGUUUUUGGUCUUAAGAAACACAAUGAUUAUUAUUUUAUGUCAUAAAGUAUGAAAAGUUAUCACAAAUAUUCACACAAUAAAGCAGAACUUAAAUUUGUUUUUCUAUUUCAAAAUUGAUGAGGUUGACUAUUUUUUAUUUAUUUAUAAGCAUUUAAACAGCUAGAUUAUUGUAUGUAAAGCAAUUUUUACUAGAAAAUAUCCAACUUGGUAAUCCAGCCUAAUAAAGUUCUUUAUAUUGUUUAUAAUUUGCUAAAAUAAGUUGUGUAAUUAUAAUGUUUUAUUUAGCUAAAUGUUUAAAUUUACAUAAUAUAUAUGCUUAAGUUGCCAAUAGGGUAUUUGACAAGUUUUAGAAAACGAUCUCACGUUAUUGACUAAUGUUUAUGGAGUCCGUAAAAAGUGGAUAUUCAUCAUUCAGUUGUGUAUUUCAGUAAAAAUAACCAUAUCAAAAACUCCAUUUUCAAGUUGACGCGAAAACGUUUCUAUGGACAAUAUGGCGUCUUACUAGUGUGUGACGUCACGACUGUUAUUAAAACGUCAAAUGAUACUAUGUAAUGUCACUUAACUGGAAGUUUACUUGUGUUCACACGCCGUCAUUUAAAGCUCCUCCAAUCCCAAGCUUUUGGGUCACGUGACAAUAGAUAAGUUAUUAUCUGUUUCGUUAGUUUUUAGUAAAAUUAUGAAUAUUUUUUUAGUAAAAAUAGUUCAUUCAUUCUAAACACAGAUGCUAACUGUUGGCACUUUUUUUUAACACUGUCAAAUACCCUAUUAUGGUUUUUAGUAAGUAGUAGCAUUAUUAUGUAUAGGCGCUGAUUUAAUGGUAAUGCACAUUUGUGGGAGAAAUAAUAAUAUGCAUAAAAAUAAGUGGUUGUUAAAUUGCUAGUGCCAUGAUGUAAGGCAAUUAAAAUUAUGUUAUCCAAUUAAGCGUUCAA
Chilo suppressalis (striped riceborer) is the source of this 2671-nucleotide messenger RNA. The record is from the annotation of a GenBank genome assembly. Lineage: Eukaryota; Metazoa; Arthropoda; Insecta; Lepidoptera; Crambidae.